This is a messenger RNA of Helianthus annuus (common sunflower), 633 nucleotides long. RefSeq lists its product as uncharacterized. The coding region runs from base 1 to 633 and encodes 210 amino acids. The transcript has a single exon. Lineage: Eukaryota; Viridiplantae; Streptophyta; Magnoliopsida; Asterales; Asteraceae. The record is from RefSeq and is a predicted model, not a curated record.
AUGGGUGAGGGGUUUUGGAAGGCGGUUUUGGUGAAGUUUCUUGAGCUAAUGGACCAAGGCCCGUAUCUAGAUGUCGACUCGGUGUCAUCUAAGUGGCGAAAAAUGAGCGGGUUCGUCAAUAAGUUUUGCGAAGAAUAUAAUAAAGUAUGUGGAAGUGGGCGUCGUAGCGGGAUGAGCGACGAUUAUGUGUUCAAAAAGGCGUUGGAUCUUUACAAGUCGAGCAAUAAUACCACGUUUGGACACAUUCGGGCAUGGGAAAUUAUGCGAACACACCCAAAAUGGGCGCCGAUCCCGAACGAGGUGGAGAUGGCGAAGCGGCAAAGGACAUCGGAAUCCGGUAGUUUUAGCACUGGCGGCUCGGACGCGAGAUGUCACAUAAACUUAAACGAUGACACCGAGUUCGACGAAGAAGAAUACGUUGUACAUGAAGCGGAGCGUCCCCCGGGCCGGGACAAAUCAAAGAAGGAGCGGGCGAAGGAGAAAGAAAAGCAAAAGGUAGACUCGAAGAUGGACGAGUUUAUGACCCAAUUUAAAACGUACACCAAGGUCACGGCCCAAAAAGGCGAGAACGAAGGAGCGGGCCAUCGAAGAAAAGUUACGCGUGGCGGGAGAAAAGAUUCAAUUGUCCGAUGA